Messenger RNA from Durusdinium trenchii, 1787 nucleotides. The record is from the annotation of a GenBank genome assembly. NCBI's taxonomy places the organism in Eukaryota, Dinophyceae, Suessiales, Symbiodiniaceae.
GGGGUUUGUUGAACCAAACAGGCGGUUCAACGGGAUGACCACAUGGUAAUUACCUAAAACAUCCUAAAACCUUUUGCGAUCUUUGCACUUGGUCUCUUGGACUCUCGCCGAAGUCAUUUCCCAAUUCAAGCCGUGUCCUGUCGAAUCAAUGAUGUGUUGUCGUCGCCUCCUGGUCGUCACGCUGGCGCUGUUCCCGGUGGUCGCCCUGCGGCACGCGGAGGAGGAGUCGCCUUCGGAGGCGGCAAGAAGUGGUGAUGAGGAUGGCGAUGAGGAUUUUCUCCAUGAUCUUCAUGACAUUGAUUGGUUUCAACGCCCUGCAAGGCCCCGAAAGCGAAAGGAGGCUGAGAAGGGAACCUCUUUGGCUGAAUGAAGCACUGAUGAUGCGACGUUGUCAUGCUGUCCCAUGCACCCUGUGAGUGCAAAGUUGCCGCAAUCUCGAACUCUGAGAAAACUUUCGCAGGAGAGAGAAUCGGCUGUCAGGCUGAAAGAUCUCUGAGCUUCACUGUGUCUGAACGUUGGAGCUGCAGGUGGCUUGAGUCUUGAGUCCCAAAAUCACGAUCCCUGCAAAAAGCACCAUUUUGCUCGCAUCUGGAUUGCCAGGGGCGUGGCGAGACACUUUCGUUGGCUCGCAUCCAUGCCUUCUUGAGUGGGCUUCAAGCCUGCUUUCUGCCAGUGAGUAUCAUUCUGUCGAGUCACUGCUUUUGGAGGCAAUGGCGAAGACGCCGAAAGUGAAGACUUCGACGGACCACACUGGCGCAAUGCUUGAGAUGGGCAGUGCAGGCAGCGCAGGCAGCGCAGGCAGCGCGCGCAAUGCCUGCACCUCGAAGUUUCGCAAGACGGAGACCGUUUUGGGAGAAGGUGAAUUCGGCACGGUCUACGAGGUGGAGCCGGUGCAGAGCUGGUACGAGUACUUGACCUUCGCUCAGACGCAGAAGUUCGCCCUCAAAGUGCCCAAGGAGGAAGGUGUUCUUGAAGCGGAGAAAGAGCUGGAAGUGAUGGCCGCCACAGGAAAGCUUGAGUGUGCCCACGUCUUACCAUUGCUGGAAGCAAACCCAUGCAUUGACGGAGUGACCUUGGAGAAUUCCUUUGUGACGACGCUGCUGCCGUGGGAUUUUGAAAAGUGGCACCGGACACACAAGAUCCCCAAGAAAUGCUUCGAGGGUGUGAAGUUUGCCAUCAAAGACGGCUUGGACUGCAUGCAUGCAGCAGGCUACAUCCACAACGACCUCAAGGAUGGCAAUGUCUUGUUCGAGUACUUGGAUGAAGAUGGCUGUCCGCAGGGUAUCAAGUUGGCAGAUUUCGGUCUCUCACACCCCAUCAACACUCCCUUGAACAAGUAUGACAAGGCAUCCUACAAGGAGACCAUCCAUAUGACCGCGAGUCUCUUUGCUGACAUGAAGGACCCCUUGAACCUCACUGACCCGGUGGACCCCUGGAUGGUCAGAGCAGAGGGGACCAUCGACGAGUGUUCGUGGGCGGAGAUGGCCUAUCAGCUGUUCAAGAAGAAGGAUAAGGAACUUCAAGAGAAGUUGGGCAAAGGUGCCUGUGGAAAAAUGGGCCCCAGGCGGAAGUUAACGCUGCCUUGAACAGCCGCCAGACAUCGCCAGACUCUGUGAGAAACUCCAGCGAGAAAAAGUGGGACGGCCGUCUGCGAUUUUGCAGGGAAGACAUACGAAAUUGUACAAAACUGGAAUGUGCGGCGAUCCGCUUCGACUCAGCAACGUGAGAGAUGGCCCUUGAGGACAACUCAUCUUGGCAAACACGGUGUUUCCACCUGCAUUACCUGC